Molecule: messenger RNA, 1736 nt
Organism: Arachis stenosperma
Lineage: Eukaryota; Viridiplantae; Streptophyta; Magnoliopsida; Fabales; Fabaceae
Exons: 7
Coding region: 536-1183 (215 amino acids)
Biological process (GO): cytoskeleton organization; cell surface receptor signaling pathway
Cellular component (GO): cytoplasm
Molecular function (GO): protein binding
Source: RefSeq, a predicted model, not a curated record
AAAAUGCUUGGUCGGGUUCCAUUUAGGAGAAUUGAAAAGGAUGUAUAUAGUAUAGUAUAUAUUAUAUAAAUACAAAAUCUUUUAUUGUCACAUGUUGAAAACAUCAUAUAAAAGUUUAAUCAACUCUCUUGAUGGUUGAUUUCAAAUUAACAAAACCCUUUUUGUUCUUGCUUUUGCUUGUUUGAAUAGUGACUGAUUUUGUUUGGCGACUGGUGCGUAAGAGAGUCGCGCAGGAGGGGGUAUUCUAGAGGCGGGGUCACGUGGAGGAGGAGCAGGGGAAGAGGGAAGAGGGAAGAGCGAAGAGAGGAGACGCACGUGCACAUGGUUGAGAACUGAGAAACAGAGAAAGAAGCCCCCGGGCGGUUGCGUCUUGCGUGGCGGUUGGAAUUGAAAUCGGGUGGCGUUUCCCACUCGACGGAUCCGGUCUGUACUCACUUCCGUGGCCACUCCCCCCACCUUUUCUUCUUCACUCGUAACUGGCGGCGCCGCUCUCUACCCCCUUUCUUCUGCCUGCUGCUUCCUAACCCGCGGCCCCAUGGACCUCGAUCCUCGUCAAUACGAAAACAUUGCUAUAAAUGAUGAUGACAUCCAUAGUAUUAUUCUGUCAUAUCUUAUACACAAUUGCUACAAAGAAUCAGUGGAGUCAUUCAUUGCUUGCACUGGGAUGAAGCAGCCAGCAAAUUAUAUGGAAAACAUGGAGAAAAGAAAAAGAAUCUUUCACUUUGCACUAGAAGGAAAUGCACUUAAGGCUAUUGAGCUUACUGACCAGAUGGCACAGGAAAUUUUACAAAAUAAUAAGGAUUUACACUUUGAUCUUCUAAGCCUUCAUUUUGUGGAGCUCAUAUGCUCUAGAAAAUGCUCAGAAGCCUUGGAGUUUGCACAGACCAAGUUGAGCCCUUUCGGAAAGGAGAAAAAAUAUAUGGAAAAGCUUGAAGACCUCAUGGCUCUUCUUGCUUACAAGGACCCAGAGAAGUCCCCAAUGUUUCAUCUUCUUAGCUUAGAGUAUCGACAGCAGGUUGCAGAUAAUUUGAAUCGUGCUAUUCUUGAACACUUGAACCUUCCCAGCUACACAGCAAUGGAAAGGCUAAUACAACAAACUACGGUGGUCAGGCAAUGCUUAAAUCAAGAGGCUGGCAAGGAUGGCCCCACGCCAUUUUCUUUGAAGGAUUUCCUCAAAAGUUGAUGGAAAAUAGUCAAAUAUCUAAAGGCAAAUGAGAGAUGAAGCACCUUUACCCUAAGCAUUUCUUGCCACAUUAUUGGAUUGGUGUAUGGUUUGAUCAUAGGGUUUAGGCUAUCUUGAUCUUUGUGAUGGGCCCACACUUUUGUCGUGGACGAAUGAUACAUGAGUGACCAUAGCUAAAAUUGCAUUUGGGUUGGUAGCAAAUUGAGGAAAUUCUUGUUUGGAGCAAUUGAUCUAAUAUGUGGCCCAAUAUCACCUGUCAUAAUUUUCCUUAAUUUAGAUUAUUUUCAAUGCAUGCUCUGAUAUUUGAUGUAAAAUGCAUCUGCAUUUUUCUGAGUUUGCGACAGGAUAGGAAAGGUAGAUUUAAGACAAUGUUAGUGCUUGCCUUCAAUGCCUGUGUGUUAGAACUUAGAAGUAUCAGUGUUGUGGAAUGUUUCUUAUAUAUGUGCAUGGAGGGAAUGGAUGCUAUCAUGUGAAAGUUUCAUAUGACUUUCUCAUUUGUUAAUUUUUCAUAUUAGUUAAAUAUAUACAAUGAAUUUCUUUAUUUGGAUAUAAA